AUGAUAUACACCACCCUGCUCGUUCUCAUUCAAAUUUCCGCACGCUAUGCCACGAAUCUUAUGGACCCGAAAGACUAUGCCGAAGUGUUAUCAGACCCGCAGCAAGUUAGCGAUCGCAUCUACGGAAGCAAGAUCGUAAUUGGCUUGGAACAGUGCAUGUUGGUCUCGACAUGGGGCGUCAAGACAUGUAUGCUGAUUCUAUACUGGAGGAUUACGCAGAACCUCCGCUCCAACUUGUACAUCAAAAUCCUUUGUGUGUAUGUGGCACUCGGCUUCGUCGUUAUCAUGAUCACCUACUACGGAGUGUAUUGUCGGCCAUUUAGCCAAUAUUGGGCGAUGCCAGUGCAAAACAUGCAGUGUGCGACCUACCAGUACUACUCGAUCACCCAAGCGGUUUUCAACAUCUCGUCGGAUGCGAUGAUGUUCGCUGUUCCGAUUCCACUCCUCGUCAAAGCUCAGCUCAAGCGACGCCGGAAGGUCUUACUUCUGGGUGUCAUGAGUCUGGGCCUGUUUACCAUUAUCGCCGCUAUCCUCAACAAGUAUUUCAAUUUUGCCUCUCCUCUCACCACCACUUAUCAAAUCUGGUACAUCCGUGAAGCAAGUACCGCGAUCUACGUCGCAAACUUGAUGUGUUGGUGGCCUCUAUUGCGCAAGCUGUUCGGACUCAAGGCCUUCUCGUACAACAGCAACCGCGGCAACAGACCUCGAAACCCAAACAAUCAGAAUAAGGACGCUAGUGGCUAUUCCGAAGCCUCACGAUCUCGACCAUCCGUCUCCCUUCCCUGUCCAUUGAAAUUCAUACCAGGCUUCCGCCAUGCAGGCCAGAACGCUCAUAAUGGAAGCCAAAGAGAUACGAAUCGCUCCAGCCAGGAGGCUAUUACGCACGCUUCGCAUGAUUAUAUGGAGGAAAUUCAUCAAAUUGAUGGCGUUGCACUGGAAGCCUGGAAUGGCAAGGGCAAGCAGAAUAUCGAUAUUGAAGAACAAAAAGGGACUAGUCAGGAUUCCAUUACGGUGUUUGAGACGGAUCCAAAGACCUCGUCUCGACAGGACCAUGUUCACAAGGUGACAUGA
Messenger RNA from Penicillium cataractarum, 1071 nucleotides. RefSeq lists its product as uncharacterized. NCBI's taxonomy places the organism in Eukaryota, Fungi, Ascomycota, Eurotiomycetes, Eurotiales, Aspergillaceae. The record is from RefSeq and is a predicted model, not a curated record. The transcript has a single exon. The coding region runs from base 1 to 1071 and encodes 356 amino acids.